AUGGCCUGCAUCGGUGCUGAGAGUGCCUGCAUGGACGUCGACGCUCUGUUCGCGAGCUGCUGGGAGCAAAACGACUCCCUAUCUCGCUUCGUCUGCAGCAUGAUAGCAGCUCCACGCCUGGCCGUCUCCAGUUGGAUCAGGCCGUGCGAGCAAGCAGCAGUGGAGGUGCAGUCGGUUCCCGCUCUCCCUGUUGUCACUCUUCUGGAAGAGGCUGCGGCGUCAACAGAUGCAGAACUGGAAGCCGUGACUGUGGAUGCUUCAACCGUGACUGCUGUCGUUUUGACUGAAGUUGAGGAAGCUGAGGAGGCAGAGGAGGCUGAGAAAGCAGAGGGACCGAAGGAGCUGAAGAAGAAAGCCACUUCGUUCCUGGAGCUGCUUGCUCAAGAAGACUUGAUUCCGUCACGUACCUCCUCAGUUGACUCAGUUGCUGAGAUUACUGCCUCCUCAGCCAAGGUCGCGGCCUGGUUGGGUGUGAAAACCGGAUCCGAGGCGCAGCAGGGUGGGAAGGUGGAAGCAGAGGCGAGCAGCGGGUGGUGCAGCUUGAUUCGCAGUGAGAGUAGCUGCAGCAGCCGCAGUGCGUGUCUCAUCCACCUCUCCUCGGACACCUCCUCCUCCUCUGCUGAUAGCCUUCGCAACAGCCCCACUUGCCUGUCAGCAGGUGUGAAGAGGGGGAUUGGCCGAGGCGUUUCCGGUAUUGGGAAGGAAUGCUCUCUGUCUGCUGCUAAACAUUUUGGUUUGAAGCCCACUAGCUUCACCGAGCUCCUGGCAGCUGAGAAAAACUCAGUGAAGAGUGGGAUCAGUAAGGGCGUUUUCUGCAGUGGGAAGGACGGGAGCAUGGAGGUGAAGGGGUGUGGGAAGGCGGAGGAGGGACGGAUUGUCUCAAACCAGUUGUAUGGGUGUGAUGGUGGGGAGGAAGAGGAGGAGGAGGAAGAGGAUGGCAGCAGCAAGCAAGGUUUCAGGACCCUUACGACUGGAACAAUGUGCUACAUGAAUCAGCUGUAUAUGGAUGAGGAAGAGGAGGAGGAGAGGGAGGAGCUUGCAGCAUCAGGAAUCUCCCUCGGCAUCGGCAGGUUUGGAGCCAGGCGAAGGAUAACUGGCUCUAGCAGCCGAGUUACUCUCCGGAGAAUGAGCAGUGUGCUGAGACAAUAUUAG
Molecule: messenger RNA, 1152 nt
Organism: Closterium sp. Yama58-4
Lineage: Eukaryota; Viridiplantae; Streptophyta; Zygnematophyceae; Desmidiales; Closteriaceae
Source: the annotation of a GenBank genome assembly